Messenger RNA from Sphaerodactylus townsendi, 5767 nucleotides. It is a transcript of the gene KLHL1, whose product is annotated as kelch like family member 1. Lineage: Eukaryota; Metazoa; Chordata; Lepidosauria; Squamata; Sphaerodactylidae. Bases 16 to 2034 code for a protein of 672 amino acids. The transcript has 11 exons. Gene Ontology annotation, molecular function: protein binding. The record is from RefSeq and is a predicted model, not a curated record.
GCCCGGCGCCUCACCAUGUCCAACUCGGGCAGGAAGGACUUUGACGUGAAACACAUCCUCCGCCUCCGCUGGAAACUCUUCAGCCACCCGGCCAGCCCGGCGGGCGGCUGUUUGCAGCAGGACAGCGGCAGCUUCGAGCACUGGGGGCCCAGCCAGAGCCGCUUGCUGAAGAAUCAGGAGCGGACCAGCGGCGCCUUCUGGAAGAAAGCCUCUUCCUCGUCGUCCUCGUCUUCCUCGGCCGCCGCCGCGCUGCCGCCUCCCGCCUCCUCCUCGGCGUCGCCCCGGAAUGGGACCUCGCUGUCCGCGACCCGGCUCCUCCAUGGGGUGGGCGAGCAGGCUGGCCAUCCCCCAGCGGCUCCCCGCACGGUCUUCUACGUGGAGUCCCUGGAGGAGGGGUCCGACUGGACGCGCCCGCAGGAGACCACGCUGGUGCUGCGCGAGGUCAAGGCGGAGCCCGCGCCCGGCUCGGAGGGCGGCGGGCAUGGGUGUGGGUUAAGGUUGUCAUCAACUGGCCUUCCCUUGACUCCCCAAUGUGAUAUGGACUCCAGUUGUUCGGAGGAGUUCUAUCAAGCUGUGCACCACGCUGAACAGACCUUCCGGAAGAUGGAAAGCUACCUGAAGCAACAGCAACUCUGUGAUGUUAUCCUGAUUGCUGGGAACCGUAAGAUACCUGCGCACAGACUUGUUCUUAGUUCGGUUUCUGACUACUUUGCGGCCAUGUUUACCAGUGAUGUUUGUGAAGCCAAGCAAGAGGAAAUCAAAAUGGAAGGCAUUGACCCCAGUGCACUGUGGGACCUUGUUCAAUUCGCAUAUACAGGUUGCUUGGAACUUAAAGAAGACACCAUUGAGAACCUCUUGGCAGCUGCUUGUCUCCUUCAGCUCCCUCAAGUAGUUGAAGUGUGUUGCCAUUUCCUCAUGAAGCUUUUACACCCCUCGAACUCUUUGGGAAUUCGAGCGUUUGCCGAUGCUCAAGGCUGCACAGAACUUAUGAAGGUGGCCCACAGCUACACCAUGGAGAACAUAAUGGAGGUUAUUAGAAACCAAGAGUUUUUACUGUUGCCAGCAGAUGAACUCCACAAGCUUCUUGCCAGUGACGAUGUGAAUGUUCCUGAUGAAGAGACCAUCUUCCAUGCCUUAAUGAUGUGGGUCAAAUAUGACAUGCCGAAGAGAUGCAAUGACCUGAGCAUGCUACUUGCCUACAUCAGAUUGCCACUUCUUCCACCACAGAUUUUAGCUGACCUAGAAAACCAUGCACUUUUUAAAGAUGACUUGGAAUGUCAGAAGCUGAUUCUGGAAGCCAUGAAAUAUCAUCUUUUGCCAGAAAGACGGACGCUUAUGCAAAGCCCAAGAACAAAGCCAAGGAAAUCCACAGUUGGAACACUGUACGCUGUUGGGGGAAUGGACAACAAUAAAGGUGCUACCACCAUCGAGAAGUACGAUCUCAGGACAAAUAUAUGGAUCCAAGCCGGAGUGAUGAAUGGCAGAAGGUUGCAGUUUGGCGUGGCUGUCAUUGAUGACAAACUCUUUGUUAUUGGUGGCCGGGAUGGGUUAAAGACAUUGAACACCGUUGAGUGUUACAACCCAAAGACGAAGGCAUGGACUGUCUUGCCCCCGAUGUCCACCCACAGGCAUGGUUUAGGAGUUACUGUACUUGAAGGGCCAAUUUACGCAGUGGGAGGCCAUGAUGGCUGGAGCUAUUUGAACACAGUCGAGAGGUGGGAUCCCCAAAGUCAUCAGUGGACAUUUGUAGCCAGUAUGUCCAUUGCCAGAAGCACUGUUGGUGUGGCAGCAUUAAAUGGCAAGUAUGAUCCCAAAACCGAUACGUGGACAAUGGUGGCUCCCUUAAGCAUGCCUCGUGAUGCUGUUGGUGUUUGCAUCCUAGGUGACAAAUUAUAUGCAGUCGGUGGAUAUGACGGCCAGACAUACCUGAACACCAUGGAAUCGUAUGACCCUCAAACGAAUGAAUGGACACAGAUGGCGUCCCUAAAUAUCGGAAGGGCUGGAGCCUGUGUUGUGGUCAUAAAGCAGCCGUGACUUUUCCCAAAGUGGAUUUGAUUGACUUCUAGGUGGGUUUUCUUUUCCUGUCAGAUAAACAACAAGACACUGUUGAACAAAAGAAUCAAUAGAUACAGCCUGCACUCUGUUGAUCGCAAAGUUGAAGAGGUUUAAGAACAGGGAGGAAAAACAUCAGGAUCUGAUGCCUUUCCCGAUCAUUAGAAACUGCUCAGCUAAUGAACAAGAGAGAGAGAAAAAGAAUCUAAGUUCCAGUGUGAACGUAAAAGUAAGACACUUGGAUCCUGCUCUACAAACUGGAAUGCAGCAAACAUCCACGAUCUAUUCUUCAUAAGAAGAUCUACUCUUCAAAAGAUCUACUCUUCAUAAGAAGCUGAGCAGCCUGAUGAAUGGUUUUCAUAGCACUCGGUAUUUUAACUCUGGAACCAUCACAGCACACUUGGUCACUUUUUAAAUCAUAGUUUUAUUAAAAGAAGGACUAGGUAACGGAUUUUUUUUCCUCUGUCUCUUUCUUGAAGCCUUAUACCUUUGAAUUGUUUACGGGAUUUGCCAUUUACACAGACAGUAAGACACAAGGAGAGACUCUUGGUUUCCUUCUAAACAAGUUCAGGAAGAUCUGAAAGGUGUUGGUCUCAUUUCUCAUCUGAAACAGCACAUUGCUUUCAAUGUAACACCUGUUGCAGUGACACUGGAGCGGUAGGACGUCCCUUGAGGUCACACUGAUGUUGUGGUUGGAGUGUUUGAGAGAGAUCUCCAUGCAGAAGGAGGAUGAAGCAUCGUUCAACCUAGCGGCACUUUGCUUCAAAAAAGUCAAACAGGAGAGCCAAAGGAACACUCUCACAAAUCUACCUUAGCUUCUUGUUCAAGCAUGUGUGUUCUUGUCUCUUUCAAUGUUAUUUGUGCUUCUCCAGCAUGUGAGAAGCUUGUGGAAGAUUGGAAAGCAACUGCUUACCUUACAAUCACAUUGUGUGAUGGACUCCAUGCCACAAUUCGAUGCUUUGCAGGGGGAGGGGGCUGGGAAAUAUAAAAAGAGAGGCAAAAAGUUGGUUAUAAUUAUGUAUAUGUAUCAGUCUUUAUUCUUCUAAUCCCACUCAUCACAAUGUUCAUUGUCAUAUAGCCUAGGAUUGCCAACCUACAGAUGGGGCCUGGAGAUCUCUCAAAAUUGCAACUCAACUCCAGACAACAGAGAUUAGUUAUCCAGGAGAACACGUCUACUUUGUGGGGGGGAAGGGGGGACAACUCUAUGGCAUUAUAUUGGGCUGAGGUCACUUUCCUCCACAAACCCUGUCAUCCCCAGACUACACUCCCAAAUCUCCAGGAAUUUCCUAACUCAGUUGGCAACUCUAAGAAGCCCUCUCAUUUGUUGCUGCAAGCUAUUUGAACAAUGGACCUAACAGACAUUACAUGGUAGAUGGGGUGUAACUAUCUGCUGUAGACUGCCAGUUUAAGGUAAAAACCUAUCAAUACGUAUCCAUUGAUGAAGUACCCAGGACCCUACCAUUCCAAUGCUGCUGGAUAAUAGCUGUGUCCCUUCAAGAGAAGUUUUAAUUCUAUAGAUUCAUCAUCGUUUCCUUCAACAAUUUCAAAUUUGCAGUUCAAGGUUUGUCCCUUAACUGAGGAAUCGCAAGAACACAAAUGUUAUGAAGGAGGAUCUUCCCUGCCUUUCUCCUUCUUUCUGCAUCCCUAUUAUGACUGCUGAAAAAUCAAUUCUGGGCAUUGAGGACCACUCAUGGACAUGGAGGGCUGCCAGCCUAGGACUUUACUGAAGGAUCUAGCACUCCAGCUCAUUUCAGACAUUGCACAAAAUCAUUGUUUCCCUGAACAAACUCUGGCUGCUGUGCUUGUGCAAACACAGUCUGCUUUAUUAUCUUAAUGGUUAAUUAGUGUUCCUCAAGCAAGGAUAAGAAGAUGGUUUAUUAACCACCAUAAUCCAUGCAGUUCUAAACAAGAGUUAAGCGCUCUACAUUCGGUGAAGUGAAUGGGCACAGGAGGAUGAAACUCAGUUAAGGAUUGUACUGUUUGUCCUAAUUAUCCUUUUAUGAGAAUGUAGACAUCUUGGCCUGGUUUGUUCUCUGGUGAUGCCCUCCAAGGCAACCCAGAGCAAGCAAUGAAACCAAUAUUUGUCGAGGCAAAUCAGGAUUUGAGUGAUUGAAAGCAGAAUUCGGCUUACAGGAAUAAACUCAACAUGGUUUAAAUAACCACGGUUUUGCAUUAUGUCUGAAAUAAGUCAGUGUUUUACAUAGCAUUGGGAGAGCUCCUUCCCCUCCAAAAACAAAGAUUUCAUCAAAACAUGUAAAUAUCUGUCCUUUGUGGUUCUUCAGCAGAAAAAAGAAGAAGCUCUAUUUGAUAUUGGUAGAAAAUUCAAAUCCAACAGCACCUUAAAGAUCAACAAAAUUUUAACAGGUAUAAACUUCAUUACUUAAAGCUAACUUCUUCAGAAACAAAUGAGAUUGACCCCGCCCCCGCCCUUUUAUCCAGGUCAGAAGGUGAGAGGCUUCUAGGAGUGUGUGUUCAGUAAAGCUGAAUCAAACCACUCCCCGCAAAAAUGCCUUAUUGGUAUUUGUGGGGCGGGCUCCUCCAAAAAAUGGUGGCAAAUUAAAGGAAGCUAAAAACUGGAUCCCAAAUCAUACUAAAUUUUUUGACCAUGAUUCAGGCUGCUUCAGCCCCACUGAAUUAGGGGGGGAUCUCCUCUCCCCUCCCCUCUCUCUCCCCCUCACUUGUCUGCUAGCUAGCCAGGUUAGUGAAAAACUCUGCUGUCACUGCCUUAUGGCUCCAUGUGGGGCUCAGGUAGAUUCCUCAUGGGUGUAAAAUAGUGCCCCUGGAAUGCUAAAAACAUAAUUCCAGGGGCGCUGUCUGCACGGCUGCCGCCUCUGAAUCAAGGCAGCACCAUGCUUUUCCUGGGGCAAUGCUGUUUCUCUGCCUUGCUUGAUGAGCGAGGCAUUCGGGAAACAGUGUUUCCCUGCUGGCACCGUGCAAUUGGCUUGGAGUCGCCAAUUUUCAGUGCCUCCAUUUCCCUCCACACUCACCUUCUCUCCUUGCUGAGCUCCGCAGGCUCCCUGUGGAGCUCAGCGAGGAGAGAAGAUGAAUGUGAGGAAAGGAAAUGGAGGUGGCUCCAUGUGGAGGCACCUCCGUGGCCUGUGGCCAGUCUGUGGCCGCUGGCACCUCAGCGUGCAAAUGACCCCAGGGCUCCACCAGCAUCAUAUAUACUGGUGGAACGCCGCUGCCCCCACAUGGGCGGAAUCCACCUCAGAGCCAUCUUUGCGCCAACCACCAUCUGCACCUUCAUUCAUCUAAUGGGGCUCAGAAGCAGCUAUCAUACCACCAUAGUACUCAAGGUAAAUGUGGGGAGGAAGAGAUGGGAAGUAAAAUUUUGGCUUCAGGACUACAAAAUUGAGGCACAAAUAGUGGCUUCACAAAAAACUGCUUUGUUUGGGAAUGGGCUUCACGGGCUUAUUGCUGUGGGCACAGAGCCUGCCUUGACUAUAUCCUGGAAGCCACUCUUGGCUGUGUCACGUCAUAAGCAUGGUGGAAUUUACAUAUCAAGGUACCAACACAAGAUUGUAUCAUCUAUGUGCACAUGGGAGAGUCUGAUUUCAUUAAUGGGGUAUGUUUGCAUAACUUCAUGAGAAGUUCUAAAAGAUACUGCUGAAGAAUUCUGUCAUGAAGCAUGGUUUGCAAUGAGAAAAAAAGGUGUGAGGUUCUCCCAUUCAAAUCUUUUUGCUAGUUAAAUAAAAAAAGAUUUGUGUCCCAAUUA